Messenger RNA from Cucurbita pepo subsp. pepo (vegetable marrow), 3670 nucleotides. RefSeq names its product squamosa promoter-binding-like protein 12. Gene Ontology annotation, molecular function: DNA binding. Gene Ontology annotation, cellular component: nucleus. The record is from RefSeq and is a predicted model, not a curated record. NCBI's taxonomy places the organism in Eukaryota, Viridiplantae, Streptophyta, Magnoliopsida, Cucurbitales, Cucurbitaceae.
UGUGAUGAAUUUGGUUUAUCUCUUACAAUUACCAAACCUUUACCAUCACUACUCCCACUUCCAACACCCAAUACGAAUCAAAGCCCACACGCUUUUCCAUUCAUUCAUUUCGUCAUCGCCUCUCAUCUUCCCCUUUUCUCCUAUAUCUCCGACGGAUUUCCGGCCGCCGAUCUCUGUUGACUCCACUCGGUAUUCACUUAUCUUGCUUUCUUUCUGAUUUCUCGCUUUCUGGGUCUCCAUAUCUCAGUGUUCUUCACAUGGGUUUCUGUUUUUUGGGCUCUUCAAUCACUUCACCUCAUUGGUUUUUGAUGAUUUGAUGCAAAUUCUUGAUAUGGCUUUGUGGGUUUCUCUUAAUUGGAAUUGUGGAUGCCUUGGUUCUCUGUUUCUGGAGUUUUGGGGCUGGAGUGAAGCAGAUUAGAGCAUGUUAGGAGUUUAAUUGUUUUGGUUUUAGGGGUUUUUGAGCUUUGAUCUGUUGCUGGGAUUUGGUUAGCGUGUUGUGCUGAAUCAUUCUGUUGUUCCUUUUGAGAAAUGGAGACUGGUUAUGGAGGUGAAGCUUGUCAAUUGUAUGGUAUGGGGUCUAGGGAUUUGAGGGCUGCUGUUGGGAAGAAGAGCCUUGAAUGGGAUUUGAAUGAUUGGAAAUGGGAUGGAGAUCUUUUUAUUGCUAGGCCUUUAAAUUUGGUGGAGUCUGAUCAUUUAGGUAGCCAAGUUUUUCCAAUUGUCUCUGGGAUUCCCUUGACCGGUGGCUCGUCGAACAGUUCGUCGUCGUGUUCUGAUGAAGCUAAUACGGGGAUCGAGAAAGGGAAAAGGGAAGUGGAGAAGAGAAGGAGGGAUAAUGUUAUGGAAGAUGAGAAUCUUAAUGAUGAAGCUCGUAGUUUGAGUUUGAAGGUUGGUGGAAAUGGUUGUCAAAUUGUUGAGAAAGAAGCAGGGAAUUGGGAAGGAAGUAGUGGCAAGAAGACUAAACUAAGCGGGGGAAACUCGAGUCGUGCGGUUUGCCAGGUAGAGGACUGUGGAGCUGAUCUUAGCAAUGCUAAAGAUUAUCACAGAAGACAUAAAGUCUGUGAAAUGCAUUCGAAGGCGAGUAAUGCGCUCGUUGCUAACGUUAUGCAGCGAUUCUGUCAACAAUGUAGCAGGUUCCAUGUUCUUCAGGAGUUCGAUGAAGGAAAACGGAGUUGUCGAAGGCGUUUGGCUGGCCAUAAUAAGCGCAGAAGAAAGAACAAUCCUGAUAAUGUUGUUAAUGGAAACUCCCCACCUGAUGAGCAGACUAGUAGCUAUUUACUGUUAACUCUAAUGCGAAUACUUGCAAAUUUGCACUCCAAUGGAUCAAACAAGACCACAGACCAAGAUCUUCUUUCGAAUCUUAUACGGAUCCUUGCCUGUCAAUCUGGUGAGCACGGCGGUAAAAACCGAUCUGGGAUUCUGCAUGAACCUCAGAAUUUGCUGAACGGGGCUAAAUCCGAUCUAGUUUGUACUUUUCUCUCAAAUGGUCCUCAGGUACCUUUGAGAUCUUCUAAACAACCUGACACGAUACCGAUAUCCGAGACACCAGUACAAGCAACUGUUCGAGGUGGAGAUACACCAGCUAUAUCUUCUGUAAAACCAAGCACUUCAAACAGCCCUCCCGCGUAUUCAGAAAUCAGGGACAAUACGGUUGGACAGUGCAAAAUGAUGAACUUUGAUUUGAACGAUGUUUAUGUCGACUCGGACGAUGGCAUGGAAGACAUUGAGAGACAAGCACGCCCAGUAGUGCAUAUGGGAACAAGUUCUCUUGAAUGUCCUUCUUGGGUGCAACAAGACUCUCAUCAGUCAAGCCCUCCUCAAACUAGUGGAAAUUCAGAUUCAGCAUCUGCCCAUUCACCUUCUAGCUCUGCUGGAGAAGCUCAGAGCCGUACAGAUCGGAUCAUUUUGAAAUUGUUCGGGAAAGCACCAAAUGAUUUUCCUCACGUUUUACGAGCUCAGGUUCUCAAUUGGUUAUCACAUAGUCCCACAGAGAUAGAGAGCUAUAUCAGGCCUGGUUGUGUUGUUCUAACAAUAUACCUACGACAGACUGAGGCUGCAUGGAACGAUCUUUGCCAUGACCUCAGUACCAGUUUGAAUAGGCUUCUUGAUGUUUCCGACGAAGCUUUCUGGAGAACUGGAUGGGUUUACGUUCGGGUUCAGCAUCAAAUAGCUUUCGUUUAUCAUGGUCAGGUCGUAGUCGACACAUCCUUGCCUCUUAGAAACAAGAAUUACUGUCGUAUCACAAGCGUAAACCCCGUUGCCGUUCCUUUAUCUAAGAAGGCUAUAUUUUCGGUUAAAGGAAUAAACUUGACCCGAUCGACAACUAGGUUACUAUGUGCAAUUGAAGGGACAUAUCUUACUCAGGAAGCUUCAGAUGAUUCAACAGAAAGUGAUGAUAACUCAAACGCACGAGACGACAGCCAAUGCGUAACCUUUUCUUGCUCGAUUCCUGUCGUCUAUGGAAGGGGAUUCAUCGAGGCUGAAGAUGAUGGUUUGAGCAGCAGUUCCUUUCCUUUUAUAGUUGCAGAAGAGGAUGUUUGUACAGAGAUCUGCACACUUCAAAGUGCUUUAGAAUUUACUGAAAUAUGUUCAAAUUCUGGGGAAACUACGGAGCUGGAAGGAAGGAGUAAUGCAAUGGAGUUUAUCCAUGAAAUUGGUUGGCUGUUUCAUAGAAAUCACUUGAAGUCUAGAUUAGGUAACUUGGAUCCUAACGAAAAUCUCUUUUCGCUGUCACGGUUCAAGUGGCUCGUCGAGUUCUCCAUGGACCAUGAUUGGUGUGCUGUGGUUAAAAAGCUCUUGGAUGUCCUUCUUGAUGGGACUGUGGACUUUGGAGAUCACCCGUCGUUGAAUUUUGCGUUGACCGAAAUGAGUCUACUUCACCGAGCAGUGAGAAAAAACAGCCGGUCGUUGGUCGAGCUCCUUUUGGGUUACCCUUCAAAAGUGAAGGACUCAUCAAGUUCUGAUGGAUCGACCAGUAGCUUCCUGUUUAGACCUGAUGUCGUUGGCCCGGCCGGGUUGACCCCUCUUCACAUUGCAGCUGGUAAAGAUGAUUCCAUGGAUGUUCUCGAUGCGUUAACUAAUGAUCCGGGAAUGGUAGGAGUUGAGGCUUGGAAGAGUGCUCGAGACGUCACAGGCUCGACACCUGAGGAUUACGCUCGUUUGCGUGGCCAUUACUCGUAUAUUCGUCUCGUCCAGAGGAAAAUCAACAAGAGAUCUUCAGCUGGGCAUGUGGUGCUGGACAUUCCUAGUACUGUCUCAGAUGGUAGCUGGAACCAGAAGCAGAACACUGAUAUGAUGACCUCCUCCAGGUUUGAGAUUGGUAGGACAAAACUAAAGCAUUCUCAGCAGGAUUGCAGCCGUUGUGUUAUGAAACCGAGCGGUUUCGGAACGUCGUCUAAAGCGUCUCUGGUCUACCGGCCUGCAAUGCUUUCAAUGGUGGCCAUUGCUGCUGUGUGUGUGUGUGUGGCGCUCUUAUUCAAAAGCUCGCCCGAGGUUCUCUAUGUCUUCCGCCCGUUCCGAUGGGAACUACUAGAAUACGGUACUAGUUAGACCCGUCGAUUACUUAUCUAUCUACCUGACUAAACUAAAGGUAAUGUAUUUGUAUGGAGUUAUGAAACCUGUAAUGAGUUCCAGAUUGGUAUACUUUAUUCUUAUGUUAUCGAAUUUCGCUAAA